CUUGUGUGGAGGUCAAAAAUAAGAUAAAUAUAAAAUAAUAAUAAUAAGAAUAACAGUAAUAAUAGUAAAAAGAAGAAGAGAUUGAGAUUGAGAUUUGAGAUUUGAGAUUGAGCAAAAGCCAAAAAGAAACAAGAGAGAAUUCCUAUUCCUUAUUCCAUGCACAAUUAGUUGUUGUUUUGAUAUAUCUGUUCUUCUGCUCUCUUGUUAUUCAAUUUUGUUCUGAUUGGAUUUUUGCAAUUAUCUAAGAGAGAGAGAGAGAGAGAGAGAGAGAGAGAGAGGAAAAGGGUGGCUCAGAAAGACAGACAGACAGACAGACACAAGGAAAGGAAAGGAAAAGAAAAGCUUUUAUCUUUGCUCGCGGCGGCCUCAAAGCCAGCAAGGAAGGAAUGAGCAGCCCAGCAGUACCUUUGAGGCUUCUCUUGCCUCUAACCCCCACCAUUACUCCCCAAUAUCAUCCAUUACACUUACCCUCCUCCUCCAAGUUCCUCAAAUCCUCCUCCUCUCUCUCAUCUCACCAAACAUGUGCCUGGAACACAACCUCGUCUCACUCCAAACGCCGCAAGUGGCUUUGCGGACAAAUGAGAAGAGAUCAAGAUAUAGAUAAUCGAUCAACUGAAGACAAGAGUGGCAUGAACAUGUUUGGUUCCGAUGAAGAAAUAGGCACCCAAAUCCCAACUCAAGCUCAAUCUGUUGUUGAAGGAUCCGGAGCAGUUAUGGUUUCAGAGUUUAGACCUGCAGCUGAUGUGGAUUAUCUACAGGAGUUAUUAGCCAUUCAGCAACAAGGGCCCAGAUCAAUUGGCUUUUUUGGGACCCGGAAUAUGGGAUUCAUGCAUCAAGAACUUAUUGAGAUACUUAGCUAUGCGAUGGUUAUCACUAAAAACCACAUUUAUACAUCAGGGGCAUCUGGUACUAAUGCAGCUGUUAUCAGGGGUGCUUUAAGAGCAGAGAAACCAGAACUGCUUACUGUAAUCUUGCCUCAAAGCUUGAAAAAGCAACCUCCAGAGAGCCAGGAAUUAUUGUCAAAAGUCAAGAAUGUGAUAGAGAAGCCUCACAAUGAUCAUCUACCGCUGCUAGAAGCCAGCAGGUUGUGCAAUAUGGACAUCAUUUCACAUGUACAGCAAGUAAUAUGCUUUGCGUUCCAUGACAGUAAAUUGUUAAUGGAAACAUGUCAAGAGGCAAAAAAUCUCCGCAAAAUUGUGACGCUGUUCUACCUGGAUUAAAACUAUUGUUUCCUCUGUCCAUACAUUUUUAGGGAGGGAGAGACGGAGUGGGAGAGGGAGCUUAUUUUUUGUUUGUAAAGAAUUAGAUGGAGUAUAUGGAUCAGAUCGCAUGAUUUUGUAGUGAUAGUGAGGGAGGUGGCCAAUUUGCUUCUCUUUUCGUAAUUGGAAAGAGCAUAUAUUUGUUGGUAUAUCUUUUUAAGUAAAUCUUGGAGGUGAAUACUACACGUUAUAUAAUGCCCGGUAUCGUGCGACUGCGGCACAUUGAAUUCAAUGACAGCCCUAGAGAUUUGUCUCAA
Molecule: messenger RNA, 1516 nt
Organism: Rosa rugosa (rugosa rose)
Lineage: Eukaryota; Viridiplantae; Streptophyta; Magnoliopsida; Rosales; Rosaceae
Exons: 6
Coding region: 387-1220 (277 amino acids)
Molecular function (GO): S-adenosylmethionine-dependent methyltransferase activity
Source: RefSeq, a predicted model, not a curated record